AUGCUGCCUUCCCCCCAGGUGGUGCUGGGCGUCGCGGCCGGUGCGCCGAACGACGGCAACGCCAAGACCGACUACGACUUCCGCUUCGACGCCGGGUCGCACUUCCGGGAGGAGAAGAAAGGCGAGGACGGCAUCACGCGCGGCCGCUACGGGUUCCGGACUCCCGACGGCUGCAUGCACGUGGUGCGCUACCAGGCCAACGAGGCCGGCGGGUAUCGCGUCCUGGGCUCCAGCAGGGAAAACUGCAUCGCUAAGGUUCGCCGACCAAUCGCUCGAGCGAGGACGGCAUCACGCGCGGCGCUUACGGGUUCCGGACUCCGACGGCUGGGCAUGCACGUGGUGCGCUACCAGGCCAACGAGGCCGGCGGGUAUCGCGUCCUGGGCUCCAGCAGGGAAAACUGCAUCGCUAAGGUUAUAUCUGCAUUUACUUCCAAGCCAGAGGCUGUGAUUGAGGAGCGCCAAGGCAGACAGUUGCGACGCCCCAACCUGACAACGCAGCGACCUGCACCGACCACGACCACCACAACCACCACGACCACCACCACUCCUCGACCCAAAGAUGAGCCAGAGCCAUCGUACACCUUUGGAUUCACGACUCCCACUCACGGCCACUCGGAGACGGGUCUUCCUGACGGCUCCAAGAAGGGCGAAUACUACUGGGACGCUCCCGACGGCUGGAGGCGCAUCGUCACCUACGUUGCCAACGAGAGGGGAUUCUUCCCCAAGAUUCGCCGCGUGAGGAUCCCCACCACCACCCCGAAGCCCCCGCCAGUGACCGAGGACCGAGGCAAAGGGCCCGGCGGCAAGGGCCGCCAGAGGUGCCCGCGAUCCCGGGCAACAGGCUGUCCUUAUUGUCUUUCUACACAACAGCCAGGAUUGAACUACAUUGGGAACGCCACCACCGAAAUGGGCACCAAGAGACCGGGCCAGUUCGGUACAUUCUGGGGCCUCGGGAGACGGCUACGAGCACAAGGAAACACCCACUUAUGCCGGCACUGGAUUUCCUACCGACCCCAGGACGCCCCGCUGCGCCAGCUGGAAGACGGCCGAGUACGGGCAGGCGCCUUCAUCAUCCCCAAGCCUGACGAAGAGCGACGCAACACAGAGAAGAGGAUACUGAAGUGGCUGGAGGAGAACAGAGAGCGCCUCAGCAAUCCCCUGUGAUGGGCUGUUUGACGCCGCCCCCGCCCCUCGCCCUUGGCCCAUCGCCGGGGAGGGGCCAUGUAGUGGACAACGAAGGAAGAAUUUCAACAUCAUGAUUCAGUGUGUUGUCUUGUGCUGUCUGUGACCGCUUUUUCAUUAUUUUUUAUCAUUAUUUUCCUCGCGAGCGUUGGUUUCAAGAGAAUAUAGACGUCAACUGAAAACCUCCAUAACGUCGGUUUGAUCCUCUGCUGUUUUUUUGUUUUUUGUUUUUUUUAAUCGUCUGAUGAAAAAAAAUGUUUGAAUUUUGAGUUGUAAAUAGAGACAGAUGUUUCAUUGAUUUUGUUCGUUUGUUUGUUUUCAGUAACAUGUCCAUUUUCCCGCUUUCAGUCUCCAUUUUACAGACAGUGGUUACAAGUGUUGCCAGUUCUUGGAAGAGGAUGUCUAAUACUAACACAUCACUGAUGUUGACUUGCCCUCUUGUCGAUACGUGCUGGGUGGACCACAGCAUAUGUUCAUUGUUGAAGUUAGGAUUAAGUGUGAUGUACAGUACAUAUAGUCUAAUAAAUAAAAAUAUAUCACCCCAUC
Molecule: messenger RNA, 1728 nt
Organism: Penaeus vannamei (Pacific white shrimp)
Lineage: Eukaryota; Metazoa; Arthropoda; Malacostraca; Decapoda; Penaeidae
Source: RefSeq, a predicted model, not a curated record